CGCGUGGAGACCAUGGCGUUCCUGUGCAGUAUGUGACGGGGAUAACGGGAAAUAUAACUCCGGCAGCGGGUUAUUGUCACAUUAUUCCGAGGAACGGAUUGGAUUUAAAUAAAGAAUAAAAUGGGCUCUCGUAUCAAGGAGAGCCCUGGGUCACCCUUUGAGGUGUACAUGGAGGUGAUGCAUUCUGGGACGGCUGGCUCUGGACCAGAGGUACGAAGGAGUUUCCCCGACACAUACACUGACCAGGAAACACUACAGACUAUCCCAAGGUUUUGUUUCCCUUUCAAUAUGGACAGUAUGGCAGUGGGCCAGGUGGGGCAGAACUUCACAUUUGUCCUGACGGAUAUCGAGAGCAAACAGCGCUUCGGAUUCUGCCGGCUGUCAUCGGGAGCUCACAGCUGCCACUGCAUCCUCGGCUACCUGCCCUGGUUUGAGGUGUUUUACAAGCUGCUGAAUAUCCUGGCAGACUAUACAACCAAAGGACAGGACAGUCAAUGGAGAGAGUUGUUAGAGUCUCUACACACGUUAAACAUCCCUGACCCUGGAGUGCCUGUGCAUUUGAGUGUGCAUUUGUUUUUCACAGUGCCUGAUCCUAGGGAAUUACCCAGUAUACCUGAAAAUAGAAAUCUGACAGAGUAUUUCGUAGCAGUGGAUGUGAAUAACAUGCUGCAUCUGUACGCUAGCUUGCUGUACGAAAGACGAAUCCUCAUUAGCUGCAGCAAGCUGAGCACUUUAACCGCAUGUGUUCAUGGUGCGGCAGCCAUGUUGUAUCCCAUGUACUGGCAGCAUGUUUACAUUCCAGUCCUGCCACAGCACUUAAUAGACUACUGCUGCGCUCCGAUGCCAUACCUCAUCGGAGUGCAUUCCAGUCUUAUGGAGAAGGUGCGAGGUAUGGCUUUAGAUGAUGUGGUACUUCUCAAUGUAGACACAAACACUCUUGAAACGCCGUUUGAUGACCUGCAAAGCCUUCCUAAUGAUGUGGUUUCAUCUUUAAAGAACCGCCUAAGAAAAGUUUCCUCGACGACAGGAGAUGGAGUGGCCAGAGCGUUUCUGAAGGCGCAGGCAGCACUGUUUGGCAGUUACAGGAACGCGCUACACAUUGAACCGGAGGAGCCAAUCACCUUCAGUGAGGAAACGUUCAUGACACACCGAUCCAGCACAAUGAGACAGUUUCUACAGAACGCUAUACAGCUACAGUUCUUUAAACAGUUUAUAGACGGGCGUUUGGAGCUGUUGAACUCUGGUGAAGGGUUCAGCGAUCAGUUUGAGGAGGAGAUCAAUAUGGGAGAAUAUGCUGGCAGUGAUAAGACAUAUCAUCAGUGGCUUUUCACAGUGAAGAAGGGCAGUGGGGCCAUCUUAAACACAAUGAAGACAAAGGCAAAUCCUGCGAUGAAGACAGUUUACAAAUUUGCCAAAGACCAUGCCAAGAUGGGCAUCAAAGAAGUAAAGAGUAGACUCAAACAAAAGGAGCUUACAGAGAAUGGUUACACAGAAGAGAUUGGCUCCACCCACCUACCCUCCACACACAGCAAAGACUCCCUAACCUGGGACCAAGGACGUCCAAUCACAGUUCACUUUGGACAGACUGAGCAGUCACGUUCCCCACGGCCCCCUCGGCCACAACGUCCCCCUCCCCCCCAUCCCUCCAAACUACAGAGCAGCACACGACCUGCUCGACCUCCUCGGCCUCUGGUGCCAAAGAGACCACGAAGUAACAUUGGCAUCGAAGGAAGCCCUGAACAUUACGUGCGUCCAACCCGUCACUAUACAGUGUUUCUGUGUGAGGAUUCUUCGGGUGAUGAGCUGUCUCAGGAUGACGACUCCAUUGCUGCUUUUCCUGAACACUUCCUGCUUUCUGCUCCUUUUGAAUGGCCCCAGCCAUACAGGUCUCUGAAAGAGGCACAGCUUGUGGAAGAAGGUGAGGAGGUUGGGGAGCGCUUCCAAGGUAACACUGCUCCGUCCAGCCCUGUGCUAGACAAGUUCUCUGACCUGAGCCUGUUGCAGGAUGCCUUCCGUAGUCAGCAGGGGGAGCAAGAAUGUACAGAAACCACAAAUACCACAAAACCGUCUCACAGCACACACUCUACACUCAGUUCCGCCAGAAGUUUGGAGGAGCUUCGAGCAGACCCACAACAUGCCAACUUCAGCUACCAGCGGAUGGAUCUUACUUCUAGUGAGCGCACACACACACUCCCUGGUCUUAAAAGCACCAAUCCAUACAGCAAGCUCUGGAGCCAAAGAAAAGACCUGUCCACGUUGCUUGGCCAAGAGUCACCUUCCUGGGAGAGACCUCUCUCCGUGCCACCCUUGGAACCCCCAGAGGCACCGCCACCCAGCAGAGAGAGUUCAAAUCUCAGUGGAGAGAAGACCGAAGGGGCUUGUAUCACAAUCCCUCGUCCCCAAGGUCGAAAAACACCUGAACCGGGUGCAGUUCUGGCACCCGCUGUGACCCUGCUGCGCGGGGUUAAACAGGCCAGCGAAAAGGAGGGAGGAGUGUCCACUGGAGGGCAAGAGUUUCGGCAAGCACUGAACAUGUCUCCUCACUCCCAAUCACAAACUCAGGCGGACUUAUUGAAGCCCAGUGAGCCGAACGAGGGACAGGACUUGCUCAGCUUGUUGGACCCUCUGUGCGGAGCAACGAAGAAUGAGGCCACCCCAUCCCUCUCUAAACCCCCUAUACCUCCUCGACCCAACCCCCCAAACCUGCCCGCCUUCCCCCCUCCAGUAUCACUGAACCCCUUUACCCAACCACCCCAGUACCAGCCACAAAGGCACUAUAGUCAUGUUGUCCCAGGUAACCCUUUUGUCCCAGCCUGCAUGCCUCCCCCAGGUGCCAACUACUUUCCCACUUCUGCCCACCCGUUCUCUGUAUUCGGUCAGACAUCUGCUGUGGGUGUGGCCCCAACUGGAGGGGCGUGGCCAGUUGGACGCCUUCCUCCAUCCUCCAGCAGUAGCGGCUCUCUUUCAACCCUCUUGGACUCACCUGCUCCUACUACUCUGGCCCAGCCUGCGCAAGUCUCUACAGACGAAUCCAGUGACCCAUUCAGUGACCUUCUUACUAUGGCAACCACACCAACUGUAAUGACCACGCCCCCCAAAAAGAAGGUAGAGGAUUUGCGAAGAAGGUGGGAAACCUUUGACUAGCUGUGCUCACAUCUUUCCUCUAUGGCUGCUACCAAACAGUGAGGGACUGCAAAUUUAGAGCCAGUGGGUAUUUAAGAUUGUGCCCCUUAGUGGCCUAAAAGCACUGUUGGACAUUUUCCCUCUCAGAGUGUGUCGUGCUUUUUUUUGCGCCUAGCUCACACACUUAGCCUUAUGCACGCAGAUGCUAAUGAUGCAUUUCCCAUAGCAUCCGGAUGAACAGUGUUGUUCCAAUAGCAGCAAGUUUAACACUGAAAAACCAUAUUAGCAGGAUAACACUGUAUUUUCUGUAGCUAGCAGUCUAGUUUCCACAGGGAUCAGACUACAAUACUAAAGAUACCACACAGUAAUAUGACCCAAGUCCUACAUUAGCGAUUAGACUGCCAUUGCUGCGUUUAUGGCGGCAAUUGCACGUCCUCUUAACAAUCAGUACUGUUUUAAUAAGAAGCUUGUUUUUUAAACCUACACACAUUAAUGAAUUCAAACCGUUACACCCUAACAUUCAAUUCUUGUGCGAACUUCUACAAACGAUUGUUAAAUUGGCAUUUAUAAUGCACCUGAAUACAAAUAUUUGCUAAUCCCUAGUAGAUGGCAUACUACACAUCCCACACUACUUGCUACAUGACACAAGGGCAAACUACAUUCUGGACUCUAUAAUGCAAAUUGCAUAUAACGUUGUGAUUGCGGUACCUGCUGUGUACUUCAUAUUUGCACUACAUUACAUACAGCAUACAAUGAUGCAUACUGCACUACAUAUCGUGCCCUAGUAGAAGCUAUAUGCUACUCACUGCUUAGAGCAUAGAGUGUGAUAAAGUGCAGCAGAAUGGUAGUGCUCAGAACGGGUCGGAGUAAACAGCCCUGUAUAACACAACACUGCCCCCUAGAGGUCUGAAGUCAGAGGACAAAAAUGCAGUAUGCAUUUGAUGCAUUCAUUUUUUUUUUAGGUUAAAUACAUGGUGAACGCCCUCACUGGUACCGGCUUUACCUCUAGUUCUGCUUGCCUGUGUGUCAGUCCAAAAGUAUUAAAAUGGGUCUUAUGGAACAGGGUUCUGUUUGGUUUCAAAAUAGUUUAGUUUGGAUACUAAUUGUCCACUUGCUUUGAUUUGAUGUUAAAGUUCUUGUUUUAUUCUGAGCAUCACAUGAUAGACUUACAGCUUUCAUAAAGCGAUCAGUCACCACCCUUCUUUUUAGCACUACCCUUUCCAUCUAACCUGCUACUGCCAUGCACUCUGCAUUAUGAUUAUUUAUUCUAAUAGAGCCUUUUUGCGCUUUUUAAAUAUACAUACUGCUAUAAAGUGUGUUCAAAUGAAUCCUAACGCUAACAACUGGUUUUCUUGUCAUAGACUGUGCCUGUUUUCUGGGUUUAGUUCAGCACUAUACACAACCUGUGUUGGAGGAUCUUUGUUUCAUGCCAUGUUUUGCUAUAUUUUUGUCUGAGACUUGCAAGUAGGAGAACACUGUUUGUGCAAAUCUUGACAUGGAAAAGAAUUGUGUACAACCAAACGCUCAAAUCCAAAAGAAACAUGUUUUUGUCAGGGAACAUCAGGGAGUGAACUGGUGUCUCUUCUCUGGUUUUAUUGCUGUAUUUAAAGAUAUGAAAUAAUGUUAUUUGUGUUAUUAAAGUGUUCUCGAACAUCUCUAUCCACCCUGUAGAGCUGUUAGAAGAUCACGUUUUCUGUUAGUUUAUCUGUUUAUAUCACCUUUCGAAUUUGGCCUUAAAUGAGAGUGUGUGUGUGCAUGUUGUGUGUGUAAAUUCAGAGCUGUUUGUGGUGAGAGGUUUGUUGUGUAUUCCUAGUCGUACUGCAUGGGUUGUUCCGGUGUUUUGGUUCAUAUAUUGUCUUAAUGUUAAAAAUAUGAUUUUUACAUUUCACAUCAGCGGUUAGGUUGAAAUGUGAUUGGUGAAACACUGUCCUUGGUCAGUAAUCUAUACUGAAUGUUUAAAACAAAAUUUCAGUGGCAAUGGAAGCCAAUACACCAUCACAGAAUACACUGAGCGGCAUUGCACUGGAUUGCAGUGAGCUUCUACUAGGGAGACUUUAAUAAUGUUUGACAAACACAAAACUUAAAAUGAAUUACAGCAAGAUGU
This is a messenger RNA of Sinocyclocheilus anshuiensis, 5227 nucleotides long. Its product is annotated as DENN domain-containing protein 1A-like. Lineage: Eukaryota; Metazoa; Chordata; Actinopteri; Cypriniformes; Cyprinidae. Gene Ontology annotation, molecular function: guanyl-nucleotide exchange factor activity; phosphatidylinositol phosphate binding. The coding region runs from base 121 to 3144 and encodes 1007 amino acids. Gene Ontology annotation, cellular component: cytosol; clathrin-coated vesicle. The transcript has 24 exons. Gene Ontology annotation, biological process: endocytosis; endocytic recycling. The record is from RefSeq and is a predicted model, not a curated record.